GCGCAAACCGUGUUAAAGUCCAUAGCCUAGAAAUCUAGAAUAUAAGUAAAACCAUUUAUGUAUUGAUUGUGUUGUGUGUGUGCACGGCGUCAGGUAAGGUAUUACGGGGUCACUCACACAUCCACAUCCACUCUCUCUUCUUCUUCUUCUUCUUCUUCCUCUCCACGACGAUUAAUAAUAAUAAUGGAGCAGCUUCAAACACCCACCACCACCCAUAAUAACACGAAUCCAGAAACCUCCAACUCCAACAAUGGCGAUCUUUUCUUCGAAGACUUCGACAGCACUUGUUCCACCCCUUACGUUAGCGCCCCUUCCAGCCCCGGCCGUGGGCCCCUCCCAGGCUUCUUCUACAGCGCUCCGGCCAGUCCAAUGCACUUCGCAAUCACUGCCGCAUCGUCUUACGAGAACACCCCUUCUUCCGCACCAAUGGGCUACGAGUUCGAAUUCUCCGCCCGGUUCGGGUGCUCUGGUUCGGCCGGGUCCGGUUCGAUGAGCUCGGCCGACGAACUCUUCCUGAACGGUCAGAUCCGCCCCAUGAAGCUCUCUACCCACCUCGAACGCCCGCAGGUCCUCGCUCCCCUGUUGGAUCUGGAAGGAGAGGAAGACGAGGACGAGGAAGUAGUGGAAUCCGUUAACGUUAACGUUAGCGUUGUCCGAGGAAGAGAUCUGAGGCUGAGAGACAAGUCGGUUCGCAGAAGAACCAGAUCCAUGUCCCCUCUUAGGAGCAACACGCCGUUAGAGUGGGCCGAGAACGAGGACGAGGAGGAUCACGUUCACGACAAAAACGUGACCAAGCCCAACCAAACCAACAUUAUUAGUUCCUCCGAAGCAGAGAAAGUAGAGGAUGGUUUGGGUUUGGGUUUGGAGACAACACCUUCGGUUUCAGGUUCGGCCUCGUCCUCUCGGUCUUCCUCCGCUGGGAGAAGCUCGAAGCGGUGGGUUUUCUUGAAGGACUUUCUCCGAAGCAAAAGCGAAGGGAGGAGUAACAACAAGUUCUGGUCCACCAUUUCCUUCUCCCCAACCAAAGACAAGAAAAAUCAAAACCCACCAAACGCCAAAAGCGAAACCACGCAGAAAACGAAAGGUAGUAGUAGUUCUAGUUCUCAGACUUGGGCCAGGAGAAUGAGUGGGAAGCCCACAAACGGUGUUGGGAAGAGGCGCGUGCCACCAUCGCCGCACGAGUUGCACUAUAAAGCGAACCGGGCCCAAGCAGAGGAGUUGAGGAAAAAGACCUUCCUCCCUUACAGGCAGGGUCUACUUGGGUGCUUGGGCUUUAGUUCAAAGGGAUAUGGGGCCAUGAAUGGCUUUGCUAGAGCCCUAAACCCUGUUUCCUCCAGAAACCACGUGGUGUGGGGAGCCAUGUUAGUUGGUUGAGGCCCCAUUGUAACUGUGCGAACACACUUGACUUGAGCUAUUUCCACACUACACCAUAAUUGAAAGAUGCCCCUGUUUUUGUCUGCAUCUCUCGCGUCUUGAGUUUUUGGUUGCGUAUGCGAAUUGCAUGAGAUAGGAUGUGUCGGGAUCAUGGCAAAUUGGCAAUAGAAUCAGAUGAUCUUAAAUUUGCCCUUUCUUUUGGGGUCCAAAAUGGUCUUUUUAGAUGCAGCGUUAUAAUUAUGCCGUGGUGAAGAUUAUUUGAGUUGAGUUCGGGAAAAAGAUGUUUGCAAAUCUAUAUGCGACAAGAUGUGGACGUAAUGUUUGAUGGAGAUUAUUUGACAUUGACUUGCUUAUAAGUUAGUACUAGUAUAUUAUAAAGCAGGAAUGUAACCCAUGUAAACAAACCACCCCAAGAGAUGUUCCAUUUUCAUUUUCUUUUUGGUUGCUUCUAUAUUUUUUUCAUUAUACUAUCCGCUUGUUCUUCGGUGCA
Messenger RNA from Glycine soja, 1864 nucleotides. RefSeq lists its product as uncharacterized. The coding region runs from base 184 to 1374 and encodes 396 amino acids. NCBI's taxonomy places the organism in Eukaryota, Viridiplantae, Streptophyta, Magnoliopsida, Fabales, Fabaceae. The record is from RefSeq and is a predicted model, not a curated record. The transcript has 2 exons.